Messenger RNA from Aptenodytes forsteri (emperor penguin), 594 nucleotides. RefSeq names its product amyloid beta precursor protein binding family B member 1 (gene APBB1). The record is from RefSeq and is a predicted model, not a curated record. Gene Ontology annotation, cellular component: cytoplasm; nucleus. Gene Ontology annotation, biological process: regulation of DNA-templated transcription. The transcript has 5 exons. The annotation marks the transcript as partial. Gene Ontology annotation, molecular function: amyloid-beta binding; transcription factor binding. Lineage: Eukaryota; Metazoa; Chordata; Aves; Sphenisciformes; Spheniscidae.
AUGGCCCUGGCCGAGGAGGACAAGCUGGGCUCCAAGUGCUUCGCCGUGCGUUCGCUGGGCUGGGUGGAGAUGAGCGAGGACGAGCUGGCGCCAGGCAGGAGCAGCAUCGCCGUCAACAACUGCAUCCGCCAGCUCUCCCUGCACCAGCGUGGCCCCCCUGGCACCUGGGGGGAGGGCCGGGCGAUGCUGCUGCUACUGGAGAGCCAGACGCUGAAGCUGGUGGACCCGCAGGAUCAGGCCCUGCUGCAUGCACAGCCCGUGGCCAGCAUCCGUGUCUGGGGCGUGGGGGGUGACAGCGGCAUGGACGUCAUCAACGCGGCGCUGGAGGCGGCGCUGGCCACCGGCAGCAAGGAGCACUGGACCCCCAUCGUGGUCAACGUGGCGCCCGCCACGCCCACCAUCACCCAUGAGCAGACGGAGGCGGUGCUGUGUGAGUGCCGCGUGCGGUUCCUGUCCUUCAUGGGGGUGGGCCGGGACGUGCGCUCCUUCGCCUUCAUCAUGGCCAACGCCCCGCGCAACGACCGCUGCCACGUGGUCUGGUGCGAGCCCAACGCCGCGGGGCUGAGCGAGGCGCUGCAGGCCGCCUGCAUGGUG